CUCUGCUAUAAAUACUCGCUCUCUCAGGCUCAGGCUCUUUCACCCAUUUCAUAAACCCUAGAUCAGCCGUUCGCCGCUCUCCCCAGCUCAUCUCCAUCUCCCAAGUAAAAAUGAAGGUUGUCGCUGCUUAUUUGCUCGCUGUUUUGGGCGGAAACAGUAGCCCAUCUGCUGAGGAUAUCAAGGGCAUCUUGGGAUCAGUUGGAGCUGAAGCUGAGGACGAAAGAAUUGAACUCCUCUUGUGUGAAGUCAAAGGCAAGGACAUCACCGAGCUCAUUGCAUCUGGGAGGGAGAAGUUCGCCUCAGUUCCAGCCGGCGGUGGUGCUGCUGUUGCUGUUUCCGCUCCUGCUGGUGGUGGUGCUGCCCCAGCUGCUGCAGCUGAGUCAAAGAAGGAAGAGAAAGUUGAGGAGAAGGAAGAAUCUGACGACGAUAUGGGAUUCAGCCUGUUCGACUGAGGGGUCUUUGUUGAGCUGUCACUUUGUGGUAGUGUUUUUGGUGAAGCCGUUGAGAAUGAGACAGUUAUUUAUGUUGAAUGGCCUGUUAGGGUUUGCAGCCUGGAACUUUUUUGUUUUCCUCCCCAUAAAUUAGUCAUUUUCUGUUUUGUGUUAGAGGAUUAAUUAGUAAUGAGUAAGCUGUAGCAUGUGUUGUCUUUGCACCAUAAUUCUGUAUUCUAGUUGUUAACUUUGCUGAGUAUUUUGGUUGAUGGCGCUAGUGGUUGUCGCCCUUGUUUUAA
This is a messenger RNA of Asparagus officinalis (garden asparagus), 730 nucleotides long. RefSeq names its product 60S acidic ribosomal protein P2A-like. NCBI's taxonomy places the organism in Eukaryota, Viridiplantae, Streptophyta, Magnoliopsida, Asparagales, Asparagaceae. Gene Ontology annotation, cellular component: ribosome; cytosolic large ribosomal subunit. Gene Ontology annotation, molecular function: structural constituent of ribosome. The transcript has 5 exons. The coding region runs from base 111 to 452 and encodes 113 amino acids. Gene Ontology annotation, biological process: cytoplasmic translational elongation. The record is from RefSeq and is a predicted model, not a curated record.